UUCAGCACAUGCCAAAAGCAGUUCUUCUUCACAACUGGUGAGACCAGAGCAUCCUGGGUGUGGGGCCAUGGAGGAAUUGGAUGCCUUGCUGGAGGAACUGGAACGUUCCACCCUCCAGGACAGUGAUGACUAUUCCAACUCUGCUCCUCUUCCACUGGAUCCGUCUUCCAGAAAGGAGAGUAACCCUGAUGAGACUUCAAAGCUGCUCUCCGUCCAGGAUAGCACGAAUCCCUUUCCGGUACAGCUCGUGUAUACCACCAAUAUCCAGGACCGCAAUGUCUACAGUGAGGUCCAAGAGCCAAAGAAAUCUCCACCACCUGCUAAAACCUCAGCAGCUGCCCAGUUGGAUGAGCUCAUGGCCCACCUGAGUGAAAUGCAGGCCAAGGUGUCAGUGAAAGCAGAUGCUGGCAAGAAACCCGUAGCAGAGAAGCAGGACCACAAGGCUUCCCUGGACUCAAUGCUUGGGGGCUUGGAGCAGGAGUUGCAGAACCUUGGGAUCCCGACAGUGCCCAAGGGCCACUGUGCUUCCUGCCAGAAACCCAUUGCUGGGAAGGUGAUCCAUGCUCUGGGGCAAUCCUGGCAUCCAGAGCACUUCAUCUGCACUCACUGCAAGGAAGAGAUUGGCUCCAGUCCCUUCUUCGAGCGGAGCGGCUUGGCCUACUGCCCCAAGGACUACCACCACCUUUUCUCACCACGCUGUGCCUACUGUGCAGCUCCCAUCCUGGAUAAAGUGCUGACAGCAAUGAACCAGACCUGGCACCCGGAGCACUUCUUCUGCUCUCACUGUGGAGAGGUGUUUGGUACAGAAGGCUUUCAUGAGAAGGACAAGAAGCCAUAUUGCCGAAAGGAUUUCUUAGCCAUGUUCUCACCCAAGUGUGGUGGCUGCAACCGCCCGGUGUUGGAAAACUACCUUUCAGCCAUGAACACUGUCUGGCACCCGGAGUGCUUUGUGUGCGGGGACUGCUUCAGCAGUUUUUCUACCGGUUCCUUCUUUGAACUGGAAGGCCGUCCGUUCUGUGAGCUCCACUACCAUCAGCGCCGAGGAACCCUCUGCCAUGGGUGUGGGCAGCCCAUCACGGGCCGCUGCAUCAGCGCCAUGGGGCACAAGUUCCAUCCUGAGCACUUUGUGUGUGCUUUCUGCCUCACACAGUUGUCAAAGGGCAUCUUCAAGGAGCAGAAUGACAAGACCUAUUGUCAGCCUUGCUUCAACAAGCUCUUCUCACUGUAAUCUCAAUUGAUCCACAGCCUCUUCUGAUCCCCUUUAAAAUUUAAAGCAAGAGGAAGGAAUAGAUAAAUUGUUACUGACCUGUGGCUUGAUAAUUUUAUAGAGAGAGUAAAGGUGGUGAGCAACUAAGGGAACUGGUAGUUGUUACAGGAACAGGCUUCUAAUCUUAUGUUUUAGGCUUCUAGUCUUUUUUUUUUUUUAUCAAGUAAUUUGAUUUAGAUCCUGCUAUCAGUUCCCCAUAAGACAUGUUUUCCACUUGUGCGAUUUCUUUCACUGCUGGUUUUCUUAGGUUUCUCCCUUUUCACCUUGACCGAUGUCCCUCCACAUAACUGCCUCUUUCCAGCUUCCCCCGUUUUCCCCUGUGGUUCACCAUUCCAUGUUCCCCAUAAGACAUGUUUUCCACUUGUGCGAUUUCUUUCACUGCUGGUUUUCUUAGGUUUCUCCCUUUUCACCUUGACCGAUGUCCCUCCACAUAACUGCCUCUUUCCAGCUGCCCCCAUCUUCCCCUGUGGUUCACCAUUCCAUGUUCACUGCUAUGAUUUUAUCCUUGCUGUCAGGAACCAUGAAACCACUCUUAAACUCUCCCCUUCUUCCUUCAGUCUAUUUCUCUUUUUCAAGAGGAAGUGAAUUUUAAUUUUAAUUACUGACAUCCUUGAUAAAUAAAAUGGCUUGUGAUUUUAA
Messenger RNA from Lepus europaeus (European hare), 1906 nucleotides. RefSeq names its product leupaxin (gene LPXN). The record is from RefSeq and is a predicted model, not a curated record. The transcript has 9 exons. Lineage: Eukaryota; Metazoa; Chordata; Mammalia; Lagomorpha; Leporidae. Bases 68 to 1228 code for a protein of 386 amino acids. Gene Ontology annotation, biological process: negative regulation of B cell receptor signaling pathway; substrate adhesion-dependent cell spreading; transforming growth factor beta receptor signaling pathway.